UGUGCGAGACGGUAGAGCCUUCUGGAUGUCUCUCAAACACCAAACAAAAAUGAAAAACCACAAAAUUUUCAAAACAAAAAGAGGAACAGGAAUUUGAAAUUCUUCUUCUUUCUCAGUAUGGAUCCGGACACAGCAUUAGAGCAGGGCGUUACACUUCUCCUCCUCGAUGUUCCUCAAUACACUCUCCUCGGCAUCGAUACUCAGAUGUUUUCUGUUGGUCCUGCUUUUAAGGGCAUCAAGAUGAUUCCUCCUGCUUCUCAUUUUCUUUAUUAUAGUUCUUCCACCAGAGAUGGCAAGGAUUUCUCACCAAUUAUUGGUUUCUUUAUCCACGCUGCUCCUUCUGAGGUAAUUGUUCGUAGGUGGGAUCAACAACAGGAAAGAUUGGUCAAAGUAUCCGAGGAAGAGGAAGAGAGAUAUUGUCAAGCAGUUAAAAGUUUGGAGUUUGACAGACAACUUGGUCCUUACAAUCUAAGCCAGUAUGGAGAUUGGAAGCAUUUAUCAAAUUACAUUACAAAGAGCAUUAUUGAACGGAUUGAACCCAUUGGAGGAGAAAUCACUGUUGCAUGUGAAUCAGGGAUAGUUACAAACGCUCCUAAAACAACAAUGGAGAAAGCACUAGAUGAGCAGAUGAAGUCCAGUAAGUUCUUAAUAUCAUUGGACAAUCCUCAGAGCAGAAGAUGUUACUAUACAUCAAUUCCCCGUGUUAUCAAACAAAAAGGAAUACAUGGGCAAGAACUUACUUCCCUGAAUAUUGACAAGACACAAUUGUUAGAAAGUUUGCUGAUAAAGGAUUAUGGAGGUUCUGAAGAUGUACUUCUUGGAGAGCUGCAAUUUGCAUUUAUUGCAUUUUUGAUGGGACAAUCACUUGAAGGAUUUCUACAGUGGAAAGCUUUGGUUAACCUUUUAUUUGGAUGUAUUGAAGCUCCUUUUCGUACAAGGACUCAACUAUUCACAAAGUUCAUUAAGGUUAUCUACUAUCAAUUGAAAUUUGGGCUUGAGAAAGAUCAUACAAAUACCAGUGGUGCAGCAACAGGGGUAUCCGCACUAUUGGAUGAUUCAUGGUUAUCUGCUGAUAGCUUUUUGCACCAUCUUUGCAAGGACUUCUUUUCAUUGAUGCUAGAUGCCUCGUCUGUUGAUGGACAUCUGCUGUCAUGGACGAGGAAACUUAAAGAGCUGCUUGAGAACAAUCUAGGGUGGGAGUUUCAGCUAAACAGUGCAGGUGAUGGAAUAUACUUUGAAGAAGAUGAUGAGUUUGCUCCAGUAGUAGAGAUGUUGGAUGACCCAAGUUAUAACUAACUUUGGCAAUUGAAGAUAGGGAUUGUGGUCCUAACUUGAUUUACAAUAUUUCACUUUCUUGCCAAUUUUUAAGGCUUUUUUUUUUUUUUUUCACACCAGUGUAGAAGUUAUGAAUAUUCUUGUAUAUUAUGAUAAAAAAGACCUGGUAUUUAUAUGAAUGAUGUAAUAGACUCUUUAGAAUAA
Molecule: messenger RNA, 1479 nt
Organism: Quercus lobata
Lineage: Eukaryota; Viridiplantae; Streptophyta; Magnoliopsida; Fagales; Fagaceae
Product: protein AAR2 homolog
Exons: 13
Coding region: 118-1296 (392 amino acids)
Biological process (GO): spliceosomal tri-snRNP complex assembly
Source: RefSeq, a predicted model, not a curated record